GUUCACAGGCGCGUCGACCAUUUGUACUCCGCCCUCCGGAGCGCUACGUGCAGGACGAGAGAGACUGUUAAAACCUCCAGCCCGAGAAGAGCUGAACCAUGUCCCGUCGCCGCGUGGCCGUGAUCGGGGCGGGGAGCUCGGGCCUGGCCUGCAUCAAGACGUGUGUGGACGAGGGGCUGGAGCCCGUCUGCUUCGAGAGCAGCGAUGACAUCGGGGGUCUGUGGAGGUUCAAGGAGAACCCGGAGCCAGACCGUGCAAGCAUCUACCACUCUGUCAUCAUCAACACUUCCAAGGAAAUGAUGAGUUUCAGUGACUUCCCCAUCCCUGCCCACUUCCCAAACUUCAUGCACAACUCUCUUAUCAUGGACUACUUUCGGAUGUAUGCAGAUCACUUCCAGCUCACCAAGUACAUACGCUUGAAUACCAAGGUCUUACAGGUGAAGAAGAGAACGGACUUUUCUCAUUCAGGCCAGUGGGACAUUGAGACAGAGAAAAACGGAAAAAGAGAGAAACACAUCGUUGAUGCUGUGAUGAUUUGCAUUGGACACCACUGCCAGCCCAACAUGCCUCUCCAGGACUUCCCAGGUAUUGACACUUUCAAGGGGAGGUAUUUCCACAGUAGAGACUACAAAACCCCCGACGAGUGGAGGAAUAAAAAGGCUGUAGUGAUUGGAAUAGGCAACUCUGGAGGAGAUUUAGCAGUCGAACUGAGCAGAGUCACCAAGCAGCUUUACCUGAGCACCAGAAGAGGAGCGUGGAUCCUGAACAGAGUUGGAGACAAUGGGAUCCCCCUCGACAUGUAUUUCAACAGGGUGCUGAGUUUCAUAGGAAAAGUUCUUCCAUUUGGUGUUUUCUCUUCCCUGGGAGAGAGCCGGGUCAACCGUCGAUUCGAUCAUGCUCUGUACAACCUAAAGCCCAAGCACAGGUUAUUCAGCCAACAUCCCACAGUGAAUGAUGAAAUUCCUAACCGCAUCCUGUCUGGAACGGUUCAGGUGAAACCCAACAUCCGCCGGUUUCAAGGUUCCAGUGUUGAGUUUGAUGACGGGAGUGUCGUGGAGGACGUUGACCUGGUGGUUUUUGCCACAGGCUACAAGUUUUUCUUUCCAUUCUUGGCCGCACAGGUGGUCUCCGUGUCCGAGAACAAAGCGUCGCUGUACAAGUACGUGUUUCCUCCCGAGCUGGAGCGCCCCACGCUGGCUAUCAUUGGUCUGGUGCAGCCGUUGGGAGCCAUUAUGCCCAUCUCCGAGAUGCAAGCCAGAUGGGCCACGCGGGUUUUUAAAGGCUGCGUAAAGCUUCCUCCAGUUGCUGCCAUGCAGAGAGAUAUCCAGUGCAAGGAGGAGGCGAUGGCUAGAAGGUACGUCACCAGUCAGAGACAUACCAUCCAGGUUAACUAUAUCGACUACAUGGAUGAGAUCGCGGCGCUGGUGGGGGUUAAGCCCAGCUUCACACGGACGCUGCUGACCGAUCCCAGGCUGGGGGUGAGCGUGAUGCUCGGCCCCUGCACCCCUUACCAGUAUCGCCUCAGAGGGCCAGGCAAGUGGGCGGGGGCCCGGCAGGCCAUCCUCAGCCAGUGGGAGAGGGUCGCUCGACCCAUGCAGACCAGACCGUGCCAUGAGCCCAAACCCAAGAGGUCUUGGAAGUGGCCCGUCCUCCUGUCAGCAGCUGCCCUGGGAUUGGCUGCUUACGUCAACAGGAACAGCCUCCCUCCUCUGCUACAGGACCCCGCCGCAUUGCUGGGAAGGAUUCAAACGUACCUCCCUGCAAAGUGAUGCACAAACCGUCUGUUUUGUGUAUGAACGUGUUGGAAAAGUGCAGAAAUUCCUGAAAUGGGCAAAAAACAGAAAUGCAUUUGGAAUAAAUAAAUGACAUAACAAUUGAAGUCCAAUAGAUGCUAUAAAGCUGUUCUCAAAUGAGUCACUUAGAGCUUCUCUUCUGUCUUUUUGUUUCGCUCUUUUCUCAUACUAAUGAAAUCUCUGGGACCUUGUGUGACGAUAAUACUCGGGAACUCAACAAUUGAUGUAUAAAUAAUGAAUUAUUGUUGAGUCAAACAUAUUUAUUGCCUUUCCUGAAUUAUUUGUCAAAGCUACAGAUUUGUUCAUGUCUUGAAUUCUCGUUGGAUUUUGUAAAGAAACUCAUUUUCUGUUCAGUCCACCGCUUAAAUUCCUUUUUCUUCAGGUUUUUUUUAUAUUACUUUAAAAAGAAACCAUAGAAUUUAUGUUUAAUUUUACUUUGCUUCUCUUUGAAAAUGUCAUUUUACGUGUGUUCCUGUCUCAGGUGAAUCAUAUAGAACUGCAUUUCCAUGUUUUCCCCCCGUUCUUUCUUUAUGUUGUUGUAAUUACUUGUGUUUAAUAACAGUAUUAAUCAAGUUAUAGCUGCUUUCAACGUGAGGCUUUUGUGAAGUCAAUAAAUCACUGUGAUCCACCAAA
Molecule: messenger RNA, 2426 nt
Organism: Cololabis saira (Pacific saury)
Lineage: Eukaryota; Metazoa; Chordata; Actinopteri; Beloniformes; Belonidae
Product: flavin-containing monooxygenase 5-like
Exons: 10
Coding region: 99-1769 (556 amino acids)
Molecular function (GO): N,N-dimethylaniline monooxygenase activity; flavin adenine dinucleotide binding; NADP binding
Source: RefSeq, a predicted model, not a curated record